Merops nubicus (carmine bee-eater) is the source of this 786-nucleotide messenger RNA. It is a transcript of the gene EVI2B, whose product is annotated as ecotropic viral integration site 2B. NCBI's taxonomy places the organism in Eukaryota, Metazoa, Chordata, Aves, Coraciiformes, Meropidae. Bases 1 to 786 code for a protein of 261 amino acids. The transcript is spliced from 2 exons. Gene Ontology annotation, biological process: regulation of stem cell division; positive regulation of neutrophil differentiation. The record is from RefSeq and is a predicted model, not a curated record.
AUGGCCAGCAACCAAAUCAUACUGGUUCUCUUCUGUGGAGAAAUCUGGAAAUCACUUUCUACAGCAAUACCUCCAAACGUUUCAGUGAAUAAAAGAAAUACAUACACCAGUAUCAGGAGUCCAACAGAAGGCAAAGCUCCUCUAUACCAGCUGCAAGCCACUGGACCCAGUUCACACAAGGCUGGAAGAGCUCUGACUGUUACGACACCAGCCCCGUUCCCCGAAGAGGAGGCAGAGCCCAGUGAUGGAAGCUGGGUAGCAGCACUGCUAAUUGGCAUCAUUCUGGUUAGUAUGCUAAUAGCUAUUAUGAUAAUUCUUCUGUGGAAAAGCUGCAAGAAGCCAGCCCUAGCUGAUUCAAAUUGGGCAGGUCGCUCUCCGUUUGCAGACGGAGACACUCCAGAUCUCAUUAUGGACUCUGACCAGGCUACCAAACGCUCAUCAAUUUUAUUUAUGUUGCCCUGGAAAUCGAAACAAGACCCAAACCUACAGCAGGAUCCCACUGCACCAGGGGAACCAGCCCACUGCACUACCAGCAACGAGAAGAGCCAACUGCCUCCACCAGCUGAAGCCUGCUCCGCAGCCAGCAGCUCAGCGGCUGCUGCAGCCGAACCCCUGGAUCUGCCACCUCCACCUGCCUGGCUCACGGAACCAACUGGUGACCACAGCUCAGAGCUCAGCAAGUACCAGGAAUUUCACUCAGAAACAGAGCAACAAUUGCCCCCCCCACCAGAGUUACUUAUUCAGGAGAUUGCUGAAUCACUGCCCCAGCCUGAACACCCUCUGUAG